Molecule: messenger RNA, 7130 nt
Organism: Sus scrofa (pig)
Lineage: Eukaryota; Metazoa; Chordata; Mammalia; Artiodactyla; Suidae
Gene: PTGDR
Product: prostaglandin D2 receptor
Biological process (GO): G protein-coupled receptor signaling pathway; positive regulation of cytosolic calcium ion concentration; inflammatory response
Cellular component (GO): plasma membrane
Molecular function (GO): prostaglandin D receptor activity
Source: RefSeq, a predicted model, not a curated record
UGUCUGUCUGUCUGUCUGGAGAGGAGAUCUCAGAUUCUUGGGCCUUUUGAGUAUCGAGCCUUCUACUUCUUCACCUUCAUCAACUCAAAUGAAGUGCUUCUAAAUCCAUCAUUGUCAGGGGCUGAGGUAACCUAUUAAUUGAGUCAACAGAUGUGAAAGGAUUAGAGAGUGCUCAGCCCAAAUAAACAGGAGCCUUCUAAUGUAAGCUCUUAUUAUUUUUAUUACUGUAUGCCAAACAUUUAAGACUUUCUCAAUUUCACAACUCAAUGAGGUUGGCAUAAACCCCAUAUCCUAUUUAUUAGGAAACAAAUUCAGAGAGAUUGGGCAAACUUAACCCCCAGGGUCACACAGCGAGUGCAGGAGUUCACAACCAUCUAAUUCCAAAGCUGGGACUCUUUGUCUCCACCCCAUGGCCUGAAUUACUGGCCAGGUUUUCAGUCUGAAAGCAGCUUCUCAGGCUGCCCUUAAGGCUUUUACAUCCAAAGCCCAAGGGUCUUCCUCUCUUCCCAAGUCUGUCCAGAACAGGCACUGGGCGUUAAAAUGAACGUCUUCAAGCCAAGGCAUAAUUUGCUUAUGUAAUAGGGCCCCAGUCAUCCCACUUAAAUUCCACACUCAAGCCAGUUUCUCUCCCAGGGUAUCAAGUGUGAGUUAAAGAAAUAACCCAUGCUUAUCACCAUGCACUCCCUUGCCUCUAUGAUGCAGCCAAGCCAAAGACCAGAAGGUUAGAAAAGCUUUCUAGCAGUCACAAACCAGAGAGAAAAAGCUCCAAACCAAGUCUACUAUUUUCUGGUUUCAAAAUCCAAACUAAAAACCGCAGUUAAACAUUAGCUACUAAACAGUCCUCCUAAAGCAAGGGAGAAGCCUAACAAUUAUGUUGCACUGAGCACUUCCUAGGUGUCUGCACUUUUCAUAUGUUGUUAUCCCUUUGUCUGGAAAGAGCCAAGAAGUUACUCUUGUGAAUUUAAUCAAGUCCCUCAGGGUCACAUGGGUAGUGAGUAGCAGAAGCAGGACUUCAACCCAGGUCUGAUGAUCAGGGAUCAUCAGGGAUCUUAAACACCCUCUACCCACCCUGACACAAUGACACAAUGUGUCUACCCACAAUGACCCAACCAUUGUGAUUCAUGCUUUUGGUUUUCCCUGGAGCCACGUCCCUGAAAUCUUGAGAGGAGAAGCUAUGGAAGCAAGACAAAUGGACUCUAUAAACAAACAAUCCCGGUUCCAGGAUCUAGAACCUCGGUCAAGUACUAGCUCUGUCCCCUUGAGAGAUGACAACCUUCCGAGUUUCCCCACUGAUGCAAUCAAGCUCAUCAUUCCCGUUUCAGGAUGCAGAAGAGAACGGAGCUAUGGCUCCAUUAUGCAAAUAUCAGUUACCCUUUUCCCUCCUUAACCAACUCUUAAAAACCAGUAGUAGUGCUUUCUCAUCCUCCGCUUCCAGCUCAACUUCAGAGUUCUCGGCCCCCACCAGAGUACCACCACACCACCACCACCUCUUCGUGCCCCUCUCCUCCUUAGUAGCUGCUUCAUUAGGUCUCUUGCUUCCAGGGAGGACUGGCCUUGGAUGCUGGGACUCUGCCUACUUUGCUUCUUUCUUUCCGACUCUGGGCUUGGGGGUCUGCAUCUUCGCAGGACCGGGAGCUCUUCCCUGCGCUCCUCCGGGCUCUGCAAAGCCACCGCUGGGUGAGCACCGGCCUGUGCGUCCCGCCCCGCCCCGCCCCCCCCACCCGGGGCGGGGACGGGGUGUGACCCUAGAGUUUAGAUAGGAGGCGCCUGCUGUGGGGAACACCCCUCCGCCAGCAGAGCUCUGUUGGCGGCGCAAGUCUCACCCGCAUAGCCGCGCACGGAGCGGCUGGGGGCUCCUCCACACCUGGCUCCCCGCCCGGCCCUCCCGCAGCCUCUGCCUCGGCCAGACGCGCCGCGCCUCCAGGCCAUGAGGCCGCCGAUCUACCGCUGCCACAACACCACGUCGGUGGAGAAGGGCAACUCUGCUACGAUGGGCGGAGUGCUCUUCAGCGCUGGUCUCUUGGGCAACCUGCUGGCCCUGGGGUUGCUGGCGCGCUCGGGGUUGGGGUCUUGCCCUCCGCGCCCGCCGCCCUCGGUUUUCUACGUGCUGGUGUGCGGCCUGACGAUCACCGACUUGCUGGGCAAGUCUCUUGUGAGCCCCUUCGUGUUGGCCGCCUACGCGCAAAACCGGAGCCUGCGGGGUCUCGUGCCGUCGGGCAGCUCUCUGUGCCAAGCCUUCGCCUUCUUCAUGUCUUUCUUCGGGCUCGCCUCGACUCUGCAGCUGCUGGCCAUGGCCCUGGAGUGCUGGCUCUCCCUAGGGCACCCUUUCUUCUACCGGCGGUACAUCACCCCGCGCCGGGGUGCACUAGUGGCUCCCGUCGUGAGCGCCUUCUGCCUGGCUUUCUGCGCGCUGCCCUUUGCGGGCUUCGGGAAGUUCGUGCAGUACUGCCCCGGCACCUGGUGCUUCAUCCAGAUGGUCCACGAAGAGCGCUCGGUGUCAGUGCUGAGCUACUCAGUGCUCUACGCAAGCCUUAUGCUGCUGCUGGUCCUCGCCAUCGUGCUGUGCAACCUGAGCGCCAUGCGCAACCUCUACGCGAUGCACCAGCGGUUGCGGCGGCUUCCGCGCUCUAGCCCCAGGUACCACGCGGAGACCCGCGCCGGCGAGGAGGAGGAGACCUCGCAGCCUCUGGAGGAGCUGGAUCACCUCCUGCUGCUAGCCCUCAUGACCGUGCUCUUCACGAUGUGCUCCCUGCCUUUAAUUUAUCGUGCUUACUAUGGAGCCUUCAAAGCUGUUCACGAGAAAAGUGAGACCUCUGAACAAGUCAAAGACCUCCAGGCUUUGCGCUUUCUGUCUGCCAUCUCAAUUGUGGACCCUUGGAUUUUCAUCAUUUUCAGAACAUCAGUGUUUCGGAUGUUUUUCCACAAGAUUUUCAUAAGGCCUCUUAUGUACAGAAAUUGGCACAGCAAUUCUUACCGAACUAACAUGGAGUCCAGUCUGUGACCGUGUUUCACUCUCUCUGGUAAGCUCAGGAAAAUCUCACAUUUUCUGGCAAAGAACCACAAUCCAAAAAACCUGACAGUUUUUAGCCUUCAAAGUUAGGUCCCAUCACAAAAUGUCUAAACGUACUUUCAAAAGUAUUUGAUUAACCUUCAUGAUGUGUUGUCACUCUGUAUUCAUGAACCAGUUCAGUGGAUUUUUUUUCCUUUUGAGUUAUGAAUAGCAACUACAGUUUCACCUGUUGCAGACAAUGUUAAAAAUCUUUCAGCAAUGAUACUAAUUGUUCCAAUGUGUGUGCAUGGGUGUGUCCAUGGUAUCCCUAAGUUUUUAGAGAAGACUUGGAGCCUCUGGGUCUUUAUUUAAAUCUAGUGGAAACACCACUGUUCAUGAUUAUGUGAUGGGUGUUUUUUUUAAGUUUCUUACCCUCUUCAUUUCUAGUGAAACCUGAUUUGUUUAUUUUGUAUCACAAUUGCUCCUGUCUAACUCUUUUCGUUGCCGACUGAUGCAAGUAUAGCCUGAAUUAUAGAUACUCCUCUGAGAAGGGGGGGUGGGAAAUGUAACCAGGUCAGGAGUUCCCGUCGUGGUACAGCAGUAUGGAAUCCGACUAGUAUCCAUGAGGAUGCAGGUUCGAUCCCUGUCCUGGCUCAGUGGGUUAAGGAUCUGGCAUUGCCACAAGCUGUGGUAUAGGUUGCAGACAUGGCUCAGAUCCUACACUGCUGUGACUGUGGUGUAGGCCCGCAUGUGCUCCAAUUUGUCACCUAGCCUGAGAACUUCCAUAUGUUGCAGGGUGUGGUCCUAAAAAAGACAAAAAAAAGAAAAAAGAAAUAUAAUCAGGUCGGGCAUUUGGAGGGUGGUUCCCCAGACACCGUCUGGGAGAAUGCUCACUGCCUUGUGUGAAAGGGUGAGGCUAUAAAUAAGUAAACACAAGGCAAGAUAUGACUAUGGCCUAAAACCCAGAGAAGAAAACAUUAUUUUUGUAUCCUUUGAAGUCCAGUUUCUUAUGUCGGGAGGUAGGAGUGUCAGUAGGAAUGAAAAUUUGGGAGUGGGCCACAAAAUGUUAUUUCAGUUUUUGGAACCUCCAUUUUGUAGGUUUAUCACAUUGAUGGAUUCUUUGAUGGUGGAGGAAUUUAUGGUUCUUUAAAAAAACAAUGAUUUAUGACCUCCCCAAGAGCUGUAUUUACUAUGUGUGACCGUGAUGUAGUGGGGUGGUCAGCACAGCGACAAGCCCACCCGGGCUCAGUCAGCCUCAGCUGAGAGCCAGAGCAAUGACCUUAACCAUCUCCUUCUUCUGCCCUUGGUGGAUAUGGUAAGAUCUUACCAAGGUUCCCAGAAGCUACGCUUUCAAACUAGAGCAGGAUGUGGCUCAGAUGGAGCACAAUCAAGCACUUUAAUUGUACAUUUAAAUGUUUACAAAGGUUAGCAACACUAUCUAUGACCAAAAGGGAAAGUGGGGAAAAUACAGCGGCAGGGUUUAAACCACAGACUUAUAGACCCAACUUACAGACUCAGGAAAGAACUUGCACUUUUGGUAAAAGAACACACGGUGGCGCCAGAGGGGUUUCAGCAUCUCGGGUCUCUUUGCACUGGACACACUCAGAUGCCAAGCUAGAGAGCAAACUACAUUUGAAGAGACCCAGAGACCCAUUCAGCCAUCCCUUCCAACGACCAGAGUAUUUGCCUUAUUUCUGGCUUAGCAGAAGCCCCAUCGCUCAGCUCUUGUUUAUGUCAGAAGUGGCAUUAACCUGGAUAAUAUGUCUAUUACGUACACAUAAUAAAUAUGUGUAUUUUUCUGUAUGUGGCAAAACUGUGAAAUGGCCUAAUUAGGAAUACAUGAAUUACAAUAGAAGACUAUGAUGUGAGGAAAAAUGCACUUGUUUUCAAGUUUAACUCUCAUUUGUAUAUUUGAUGUGUAAGUACAUAUGUGUUUUAUUGUCAAAGAAAGUACAUGUUUUUUGUGCUCUUUUGGAAGGUGUGUUACAGUAAUUGUCAAGAUCAUUUGAAAAAGUCCCAGAUGAAUCAAUAAACAUAACUUAAUAAUAUUUUACAAAGAAAAUUACUUUUUCAAAUGAAAGAAAAGCGUUUAGUUUCUUUGUUUUGCUGUUUUGAGUAAACAGUUACCAGCAGUCUUUCAUUCUCUAGCAGUUUAAUUGUGUUGAUUUUUAUAGGCUGCUCUAUUAGCAUAUGUAUUACUUUAAACAGUUUUGCAUAGGUUUAUCCAAGAACUUUGUGGUCCUUUCUCUUUGAUACACAAUAUAGAUACACCAUCUGGAUGAAAUUCAUGUUAAGUUAAAAAGUCAAUUCUUCAAGAGUUCCCUGAUGGCUCCAUGGGUUAAGGACCUGGCAUUGACACUGCUGUGGCUUGGAUCACUCCUGUGGUGCAGAUUUGACCCCUGGCCACAGGCAUGACCAAAAAAAAAAAAAAAAGUCGACUCUUUCAAUGAUCUUCAUUGAUUUAUUCAUUAAAUAAUUAAAUAAGUCUUAACUGACAUAUACCUUAUGCCAGGCAGUUGGGUUCCAUGCUGAGGAAAAAAAUAGUAAGACUUGGUUCAGUGUAGUUGCUUACUAUCCACUUGUGGACGGGGGCACAUAACCAGUUACAGGAGAGUGUGGAAAUCCCAUUAGGAAGGGUGCACAUACAGUCCCAUUAGAAGAGGAAGGCUGAACUGGGGUGAUGUGUAUGGUUGUUGGAAUUUCACAGUGAGAAGAUGCUUAAGCGAGGUACUUAAGAUGAGUAGGAGUUUUGACACUGGUUGAAAACUAAACAAAGGUCAAAAAUAGUUUACAUAAAACAUGGAGUUUCCGUCAUGGGUCAGUGGUUAACAAAUCCAACUAGUAUCCAUGAGGAUGUGGGUUCCAUCCCUGGCCUGGCUUAGUGGGUUAAGGAUCCAGCAUUGCCGAGAGCUGUGGUGUAGGUCACAGACAUGGCUCGGAUCCCGUGUUACUAUGGCUGUGGCAUAGACCAGCAGCUGCAGCUUUGAUUCGACCCCUAGCCAGGGAACUUCCAUAUGCCAUGGGUGCGGCCCUAAAAGGACCAAAAAAAAAAAAAAGUUUACAUAAAAGGAAAUACAUAUGUUAAUAAUGUAGAAACAUUACUGUCUCAUUAAAGAAAUGCAAAAUUAAAGUCAAAUUAUGAAAGACCACACACAAAAAUAAUUAUGACUCUCAAUAACAGAGAGAUCAUUAUUAAGUAAAAGGCGCAUUCAUGCUCCCCUGGUGGGUUUGUAAAUUUGUCCACCUCUUCUUGAUAGCAACCUGACAGUACAUACCAGGAGCCUAAAAGUGUUCUUUUCUACCAUUCCAAUGACUCCACUCUACAAUUCUCUUCCAGAAAAAUAAUCAGAGGAGCUGUCACAGUUAUGCAUGGAACUCCCCCUUGUAGCAUUACUUCAAGUAGCAAAAAGAUGAAAAGGAAACCAUAUAAGUGACCAAAACAAGGGUUAAACAGGCUUUUCUGGUAUAAUACACACAAACAUAUAUAUCAGAAUUACACAGCCAUUAGAAAAAGGUUUUCAAAUAACUUAUAAAAUUUGAGCAAAAGCAUACAGUGUAAUACUAGUUGAAAAAAGUAUGAUACAAACUAUUUUAAGAUAUAACCCAUAAAUAUAUAUGCAUAUAAAAUACUUUGAAAAAAUAUAUACCAAAGAAUCAAAAUGCGAACCACAGUUAUCUUUUUUUAAUGGAUGUUUUCCCUGUAAUUCUUUGUAUUUUCCAAGUUUUAUUAAAGUCAAGGUUUCUCUCAUGUGAAAUCUUUUUUUAGAAUAACGAAUAGGAGUUCCUGUUGUGGCUCAGCCGGUUAAGAACCUGACAGGUUAAGAACCUGUCCAUGAGGAUGUGGGUUUGAUCCCCGGCCUCGCUCAGUGGCUUAAGGAUCUUGCAUUGCCAAAAGCCUCAAGGUAUAUAGAUCACCAAUGUGGCUUGGAUCCAGUGUUGCUGUAGCAUAGACCUCAACUGCAACUCCGAUUUGAACCCCAGCCGGGGAACUUCCAAGUGCUGUGAGUACAGCAGUAAAAAGAAAAAAGGAAGUUAAAUAAAGGAAUGAAUGGGCUGAGAAAAGAAGGGAGAAGGGCAUGAAGGGAAAGCUUUUUAACCUAAAGGACCAGUAUGUGCAAAGCCAUGCAAGAAUAAAGGGGUG